CAAGCACUGUGUUCGGGAUUUGUUCCAGCUAGGAAGCCGACCAUAGCGGCUCAGAUGCAUAGCGAGCGGGAGCGAGAACGCGAGAACAGAGAUCGUCCAAGCGGGAACAGUAGCGGCGGAGGCGGAAGUGGCGGUGGUGGGAAUAGCAGCAGCACGGGCACCAACAGCGGGAGCAACGCGGGUAACGCUAGCGUUGGAUCUGUCGGUAACAGUCACCAUCGCGUCGAGUCGAGGAAAGAAGAGCAACAGUCUUCGGUUCCUCCUCCUCCUCCGCCAACAGUAGCACCGCCACCGCCUCCACCACCACCGCCGCCACCACCACCGCCACCACCAUCGUCGGAUCCAACGGCGAACAUCUAUCACUCUCGUUUGCCACCGUUUCCAAAUCCACCGGCUCCCAUUGGACCAGCAUCGUUGGCCACGGCUACCAUCUGCUCCGUCAGCACCGCGGCCAUGCCCCCUCUACCCCCAUUGAACCUUGGACCUCCGCCACCGAUAAGUUCCGCGCCUAUCGGCGGCCCUCCGCCCAUCCCCUCUAUACCCUCCAUGUCAUCGUUGACACCAGCGGUAAUAGGUCCACCGCCCCCACCAUCCCUCGCCAUGCCCUUGGCGCCUAUCAUCUCCAUACCUUCCCUCCAUUUACCCUCCGUACCCUCAACUACCAUUCAUUCUAGUCAGCACACAGCUACGAUAAUGAGCAGCGCGACGACUACGGUCACGACUUCUAUAUACCAUCAACAACAACCGCAACAACAACAACAACAACAGGUGCAACAGUCGCCACAAGUGCCGCCGCUACCACCACCACCGCCACCACCGCCGCUACCGUCAGCAUCAUCGUCGCAACAAUCGCAACAUCAACGCGGCAACAAUAUGAGCGCAGCUGGUACAACGACGAGCAACAACGGUUUGUCGAGCAGCGGCACCAUGACAAGCCACGGAACACACAUUGUAACGACCUCGGUUCCCUCGACUAUGAACAGCGCGAACCACAUGACCACCUUGACCCACAAAUCGCCAUCGCCGUUGUCCCACGGUAUUCAUAGCUCGAGGAGCAAAGACAACGGCGCAACCGCGACCAAUACGACGGCGAACACGGCCUCCAACACGAGCACUAACAGCAGCAGCAGUAGCAUCAUCAUCACCACCACCACCAUCGCUACCACCGCGAUUACUAUGGUCACAAGCACGAGCACGUUGGCUACCUCUCAACCGGCUUUCGUCAGACCUUUCGAGGAUUCCUUUCGCUCCUCGUCGAAGCCGCAGCAAAGGACUAUCGUGAACAGUCACAAUCACAGCAUAUCGAGUCAACUUUCUUCUUAUCAAGAAUCGUCGAUAAAAUCGGCCGCUACGACGACCACAUCCCAAACAAUCGGGUUGUGUUACGACGGGGCUGUCGCCGAUAACGCGAAAAACGCGAAUUCCCAGCAAUCGUUGUCGCAUCCGAUCCCCUAUCCACCUCAACAAUUUCAUCAUCCCCAUAUACCUGUCUCGCACGUAGCCAAUUUGUACAAACCGGCCCAUUUCUCCUCGUCGUCGUCGUCAUCGUCAUCGCAGCCUCAUCAAAUCCACUCGCAGCCGAAGAUCAACGUAACGUCGACCACGUUGACUACCAACAGCGGUGGUAGUAGCGCGAGUAGCAACAACAGCGCUCCUGUGAUCAGUAAUACGAAACAAAGCGUAGCGCAUCAUGGGAACGAAAGUAGUCAAACAGCAGUUACAGCGGCGGCGGGCCAGCGGAACGAAGUCUCGUCGUUGCCGUCGUCGUCACCGUCUUCGUCGUCAUCGUCAUCGUCGUCGUCGUCGUCGUCGUCGUCGUCUUCGUCGCCUCCUUCGACUUCGUCCAAUCUUGUUAAUUGCGUUUCCAGCGAGAAAAUAGGUGGAAACGCGAAUUACAAUAAUAUCGUGGCCGGGAAUGGGAAUAAGAUCGCGAAUCACGCGAAUUCGCAUCAUAAAAGCGGAACCACGACGGAUACCACGUCGACGAGGGAGACCGGCAAGCUAGUUAACUCGUGUAACGAGAAGAUUGAGAAUCACGGGAAGCAAACGGCGGCGAGCCACCAGAAUCACGUGGAGAAUUCGAUUGUUCAAGAAAAACCGUUGACCACCAUCACCCACUCGACGUACGAGCAGCAAGGGAAGGCCCGCCCUACUUUCCAACCAAUGAACGUCAACUUCAAUCUCGCCGAGAAGGAGAUGAAACCUGAAUCAGAGUCUAAGAGCGAUCAGAACAACCUGUUGUCCACAUUAUCGUUUCAACCGAAUUUUAAGUUCAGCAUAAACGACAUCGCGCAGAAGCCUAUAGAUACGAGCCAGUUGAUGCAGAGCAUCAAGUCUGAGGAAGUUUUGCGUACCUGUCAGAACGUGUCCAAUGUUCUCCUACAGAUACCAAAAUAUCAAGAGAAACUGUUGAAUUUCUCUAACGAGCUGAAAACCGCAUUUUGUUUCACCGACAAGUGCAAUAAUUUGACUGAGAUUUCCGUGAAGUGCGAACCGGCGGUGUUAAAUGUGCCUGACCUGAGCAAGGCUCUGGUCAAACAGGAGAUAACCAGCGAAAAGUCCUUUCUUGUACCUGAGAAGCCGAAAGAGUUGACGUCCUCGUUGGAUCUUGCCGAAAGGAGAAGGAAAAGGAAACGGGAGAGGAAUACAGGUCUUGCGUGUAGUUCGGAUUCGGAAGGCGAGGAUGAAACGAAGGAUGUGGAUCUUUGGAUCAUCAAAGGUCCACCGGCGAAAUUACAGUAUUCUGAGAAGAAGCUCGCAUUCCUCGCCAUGUUCGGUCUAACCACUUUAAGUAUGAGGAACGAAAUAGAGCUUUGUAAAGUGGAGAAGAGGUACAGGUUAAAUCCAGAUCCACCGGAAGUACCUUUGGAGACGGAACAAGUGGUAGAAUCUGUAUUACCAAUACCGCGGGAACAUCCGGACGUGUUACUCCAUACACCAGAUUUCGAGCCGAAAGUUGGUUUUCUCAGGACUAUAGGCCUUGAUAUAAUGCCUCCGAACAGGAGAGAUGAGGCAGAAUUAACGUGGCAAUACGUUCUCCAAGAUCGUAAAAAACGGAAAUGUUCCAAUUCCGUGACUGCGUAUUGCGAAAGAAUUGCCAGGGCGUAUUCGAAGAAUCCACCAACAUUGCCUAAACCGCCGCAAAAGAUGAGGCUUUUGGAUAGAGUAAAAGUGAAACAAGUUCCAGAACGACCACCGCCUCUACCACCUUUGGUUCCGAACAUUGUCUCGAUGGGUUAUCCCUCUUUGCCUAUGCCCGGUGAAAAUGGGGUGAAACAGCAUUGCAAGAUUAUGGAUAUGAAGAUAAUGGAUGAGAACGUGGAUGUAGAUUACGUGGAUGGAAAGAGAGAAAGAUCUAAAUGGACCGGCAUCGAGGACAUUCUCUUUGCUUAUAGCGAAUAUUCCAAAGAAAAAGCAUUAGAAAAGAAAAUUUUGACGAGCGAAACAUCAAAAUUGGUGGCACAAUCGAACAACUUACGUUCCGAGACCAUCCAUCUAGAGCGGAGGAUAUACGAACUUUUAUCCGCGAGAACAGUUCUUGAUUCGGAAAGGCGGAUGUUGAGCGAGAAAAUCGAAAGAAUUAACGCACUUGUUAGGAACCUUAGGUAGCGAUGCGUAACGCACAACACGGAAACUCAUUCAUCUGUGAUAUUAUCGAAGGGUUAAGGGUCGUUAGCAUACCAAUACCAAAUAUAAAAUCUUAUAUAAUUGAUACUUAGACAAGCGAGAAUUCGAGAUGAGACAAUUUUAUUGACCAAUUGUAAAGCAGCCUUUCGGUUUUAAUGACCAAAUGGAUACCACGAGAUGACGUUAUACAUAUAAUGCAGAAUAUAAAAUUACAACAAUAGCAACAGGAUCGAUACUACGAUCGGUCGUGAAGCACACACCUUUAUAUUUCGUAAAUGAUCCUCAUAUCAGCACAACGUAUGAGACGAGUGUGUAAGAAGAUUGUAAAAAUUAUAUCUAAAUAUACAUGCACUUCUUAGUUCACGACUGAAGUAGUUAAUAAAGAUUUUAUAGUUUUAACUAACGGCUCUUAGACUCUAAACUAUAAAUAAUUGUAAUUUGUAUCAUAAUAUUUUAAUGAAAAAUAGACAAAUCGUAUAACUUAUUUUAUUCUGCGUAAUGUGGACUCUAUGUCAGAUAAUAACUUGAAACAAUAUGAUAUGUCAUGAAUUUGUAUAUGAGUCGAUCGUUAAUAUUAUCUGGUGUAAAAGAGAGGGGACAACUAAUCGCGACGUUGAAUCGGUUUAUUGAUAAUCGAAAAGUUACUCCAAUAUAUAGACUGUAACUUUUUUUUUCAUUUUGCAUCCUAAAUGGGAAUAGUGUACGUGAGCUCUGUGUUAACAAAAAUUUUAAAAUACAUUCAAACUACGAAACCACAGAUUGCGAUUACAAUAAAUCUGAAUGACAAAAAAAAAAAAAA
Messenger RNA from Apis florea (little honeybee), 4426 nucleotides. RefSeq names its product MAP7 domain-containing protein plexus (gene px). Lineage: Eukaryota; Metazoa; Arthropoda; Insecta; Hymenoptera; Apidae. The record is from RefSeq and is a predicted model, not a curated record.